Molecule: messenger RNA, 8643 nt
Organism: Sebastes umbrosus (honeycomb rockfish)
Lineage: Eukaryota; Metazoa; Chordata; Actinopteri; Perciformes; Sebastidae
Gene: plekhg2
Product: pleckstrin homology domain containing, family G (with RhoGef domain) member 2
Exons: 21
Coding region: 677-8260 (2527 amino acids)
Molecular function (GO): guanyl-nucleotide exchange factor activity
Source: RefSeq, a predicted model, not a curated record
UCACUUUGGCCUUGUUUUGCUCUCAAAGUGCACCAGAUUGAUGCAUUUAACUUUAAAAUGUAGCUAACAAAAGGGGGUAGAGUGAAUAUUCCUGUAUUUUUUCAUAUUGCAAUAUAUAUAGCAGAAAACAAAUAGUGCAAUACGGCAAUCUUUUCCAACAUCGUGCAUUUCUACAUCAGCAGGAAGUGAAAACAGCUCUCUGUUUAUUUUAAUGUGAAAGUGUGAUUAAAUAUGUUGUUGCUAAAAUCAACGAAUAAUUGUGAUAAAUGAUCAUUUUGUCCGUCAUCGUGCAGCCCUAUGAUGAGGAUGAGCUCUGAUAUACAGAUCAUAUUAAUAAAGACGUGCUGCUGGUUUCACCUUCAGCAGACUGUCAUUAGAGAGAUAGUUAGAUGCUCUGCUGCACACACACUUCCUGUUUACACACCGUGGCAGGUUGACACUCUGAGGCGUUUCCUCGUCGUUGCUUCUUCCUGUCUGUGUGAUUGAGCUGCUGCAGUAGAGAGAGGUUCACAGUUUAACAGGUUCAGGUGUCUAGAUGCCAAACACACACUGAGCCUCCUCACAUGUGUGUGUGUGUGUGUGUAGUAGAGCCAGCUGUGUUAGCCGGUCCAGCAGCAGGAAACAAGCCGCCAAGCGUCCCUCCUCAGUCUCGUCUCUGAGUGGGAUUGUGGGUCGGAUGAUGUCGUCCGGCGAGCGAGGAGCGUCGUCCUCCUCCUGCACCUCCGUCAACACCGUCUGCUCCGACGGCGAGCGUCCCGCCUCCCUCUCCCUCUCCUCCUCUGCGUCCUCCGUCUCCCUGCAGGACACCUCUCACUCCUCCUCUUCCUCCUCCUCCUCCUCCUCCUCCUCUUCCUCUCUGCCGUACGGCGCCGUGCCGACCUACAACGCCUCUUCUUCCUCCUCCACGCCGAAGAGGAACGGCUCCGACAUCAGCCUGGACCUCACCCCCCUCGUCACGCCGCAUGGAGGAGUUCCUGGAGGAGGAGGAAUCUGUGUUGCCAAGGCGACAGGUGGAGGUAACCCCGCUAAUGGACAUGUAGCCGAUCCGAUGGUGGCGACGGUGGCGGUGGCGGCGGUGGCCACGCCCAGACAGUUUUCACGGCUGGAGCGAGUCGUUCUGGAGAUCGUAGAGACGGAACAGGCCUACGUCAGAGAUCUGAAGAGCAUCGUGGAGGAUUAUCUCGGCUGUAUCAUCGACUGCGGUUCUCUGCCUCUGAAGCCGGAGCAGGUCAGCACUCUGUUCUGCAACAUCGAGGACAUCUACGAGUUCAACAGUGACCUCCUGGAGGAUCUAGAGAGGAGUUCUCACGCUGCCGACAUCGCCGAGUGCUUCGUCGAAAGGAGUGAAGCCUUUGACAUCUACACUCUCUACUGCAUGAACUACCCAAAUUCAGUGGCGGUGCUGAGGGACUGUAUGAAACACAAGAGUCUGGUUCGGUUCUUCCAGGAGAGACAGACGACUCUGAACCACUCGUUACCUCUGGAGACGUACCUGCUCAAACCGGUGCAGAGGAUCCUCAAAUACCACCUGCUACUACAGGAACUUUCCAAACACUUUGACAAGAGCGACCCCGGAUAUGAGGUCAUCGAGGACGCCAUCAUCACCAUGACAGCGGUCGCCUGGUACAUCAACGACAUGAAGAGGAAACAGGAGCACGCAGUACGACUACAGGAGAUCGAGUCCCUGCUGGUGAACUGGAGCGGGCCGGACCUCGGCGGGUUCGGAGAGCUGGUUCUGGAAGGUUCCUUCAAGGUGCACAGAGUGAAGAAGGAGAGAGCGUUCUUCCUGUUCGACACCAUGCUGCUGAUCGCCAAGAAGAGGCUGGAGCAGUUCGUCUACAGCACGCACAUCUUCUGCUGUAAUCUGCUGCUGGUGGAGACUCUGAAGGAUUCUCUGUGCUUCAAAGUGUCGGAUCAGACGAUUCCCAAACAGCAGCACGUCGUCCAGACGAAGAACCAGGAGGAGAAGAGACUUUGGGUUCACUACCUCAAGAGACUGAUCGUAGAAAACCAUCCUGCUUCUCUCCCACAGAAGGCGAGGCAGGUCCUGGGAGACAACUUCUGCCAAUCUCCUCAGUUCGACCAGGACAACCUGAAGAAGUCGUCCGCAUCGCCGCGAUCGGACGAUAUCCACGGCUAUCACCGAGGCAGACGUCAGUCAGGUCAGGAGCCUCCAGAGCUGCUGAUGUACACACCUGAGAAGUCCAGGAAGAGUCUGCCGCUGCUGCUGGAGGGAAACCUGCCGUACAGACGCACCAGGAGACAGUCAGCUCCGGCUAAAGACAUCGAAGCGGCGUUCCAUCCCAACGCCCUGAAGCAGGCGGGCAGCGAUGGCGAGCUGUGCCCGGCCGACAGUCUGGGCUCAGCCGGCAGCAGCAGCACGCUGGCGUCCUCCGUCAUCGAGGUGGACGCCGAGAGGACCGAACCGGGCCUGACGCCACAGCUGCGACCAAACCGAGAGGAAGAGGAGGAAGAGGAUGAAGAGGAGUUGACCCCCCUCAGCCCUCCUCCCACCCUGUCCAUCACCGAAGAGAUCCUGGAGUUCAUCAACCAGAGCCGAGCCAGGGAGGGACUCACCGCCAUUCACUCCGACACCACGGAGCAGAUCCUGGAUCAGCCCAAAGAGAGUCAGCCUCCAUCUAACCGGACCAACUUCACCUGCCCACUGCCCCCAGUCGCCUGCCCCUCCAGUCUAGAACAAAUACCCAUAAUGCAACUGGAGCAGGAAGAAAACUUGAGACUUGAACAUGAGACAACUGCAAAUGAAGUCCAAGAAAUUCCAGAUGCAAUAGUUGAAGUGGAAAAGGGAGUGGAAGAGGAUGUUGAGACGCAAGUAGAAGUGGUAGAAAAAGAGAAGGAAGAGGAGAAAGUGUUGGAUGAAGGUGAAGGUGAAGGAGAGAGCAUCAUCGCUGCCCCAACGUCAGAUCUUCAUCCCUCCAUCUCAGCAGAGGAGGAAAGAGAGAACAUCAGUUGUCAUUCCCCCAGAGAGGAGGCGAUCACUGAGGCCACCUUUUCUUCCCCGAAUCCAGAUCAUCAUCGCCUCGUCCAGAGAGGCCAGCCGCCCACACGAGGCUCCCACCUCACCAAGCGCGACAAGAAGAUCAUCGAAAAGAUCAGGAGUUACUACGAGGCGGCAGCCGAGGCCGAAGAGGACGAGGCAGAGGCGGAGGAGGAGGAAGACGAACAGGGCGAAGGAGUGGCGCCAAGAAGGAGGAACAGUUUCUCACAAAUCCCAUCUGGCUUGGUGAAGGAGUCGGUGUCACGGUUUGACGUGAGUGGACACCAGGGGGAGCCAGAAGGUGGACGAUGCAAGACUGAAACAGUUGAAGAAAUCGAUAAAGAGACUGAUGGAGAGACAGAGCCUUGUUCCCCUACCGGUCCAAUCUCUUCCCCUACCACACUCUCAGCAGAUGCAGAAAAUGGUGGACAGGAAGAUAAACCAAUCGGCUUCUUGGAUUCUAAUGCAGAAGGCCCAACAUCUACCGUGAUUCAGGACCAGGAGACCCCAAACCAAGUGGGUUUGACUCUAGAGUCAAGCCCAUACCAGCCUGUUGGGGAAGAGGCUGAGAUCCAGGACAAAAAUGUCUAUAAAGGACCAUUGGAGGACGAACUGGAGGAACAGCAGGAAGGGGAAACAAGUGUUGUGGAUACUAAAAAGGGACCAUCUAUUACCAAACAGUCCAAGUGCAGAGAUGAAACAAUCAGAACCACUUCUGGAAACCAAGCUGUUAUGAAUGGGCAAGAACUUAAACCAGAAGGCGCUACAGAACCAACUGGAAGCCACAUGGAUCCCCCUUCACUUCUUCCACCUACAGACCAAAAAAACGAGACCAACACUCAGUCCACUUGGACUAGAACCAAACACAGAGAGGUAGCCAGGACCAUCGGGAACCUCGAGGGUCUUCCCAGUCAGAUAAAAGUGGGUCGAUGGUCCCGCCACUCCAGGAUUGUCACCGCUAACCGGGUCUUGUUUGAGGGCAUGGGAUCGGACGUAGCCGGUAUCGGGUUAUUUGAGGCCAGCCCUGUGGUGGACCCCAUGCUGAUGGAGAACUCGGAGCGUAUUCUGAGCAAAGUCCAAACGUUGGCCCGGAUGUACAGCGCCAAAGCCAGCACCAUGAAGGUCCCGUUGCAUCAGAAACGGGCCAGCGCCGUGUGGAACCAAUCAGGUAGACUGUCUGGACUCUCAACUCAAACUGAAAACCAGACACAGGUUCAAUCUCAGACUCAAAUGCAGACCCCGACUAAGUACCGGCAGCAAACACAAUACCAAACGGAAGUCCAGCAAUCAGAUGCCAACUCAGAGACCAAAUGUAGAACCCAAACUCAUUCCGAGGCCAAAGUUCAGAGCCAAAUCGUAACUCAAACCAGGCAGCAAUCACAGCUCCAAACUAAAAGCCAGACACAUUACCAAAGCCAGAACCAGAACAAGACUUACAGCCAGUACCAGACCCAAACCAUGAGCAGGGAGGAUCAAACGAUCCAGGAGGAGAGGAUGAUAAAGACAGCAGAGAGCCUGACAAAUGAUUUCCAGGAGACAGUGGUGGCAGCCUGUGAGCCUCUGCUGUUUGGCCAUGUGUUUGUCAAAGAGCAGCUGACUCCGGCCCGUCCCCACCAGACGAACGGAUUCACCCUCUCCAGACCCAGGGACUUCAUCUCUGCCUUGGCCAAAGACAGAGACCCCAGUGUGGGCUGUAGAUCAGGUGACACCUCCGAGACUUCCACCACGCCUAGGGAAAAUCCACCCACUUCCCUGAGAGACCAGUUACCGGAGAACAGCUACUACCCCGGGUACACCUCAACUGACACCAGGCAUCACCUCCUCCGAACACAAGCUGAAGAUCAGCAGUGCUGCUCUGCCGAUAACAACCCGUCGACGUCAACCGUGAACUUGGAUUGUAGAGUCACCGAGUUCAGGGACUACUGCUCUACCUCGUCCACAGGGAGAGGCGACGGCCCGAACGGGGAGGUUUAUUCAGAUACUGAAGAGGCAGAGAAAAGAGAGAGGUCGGAGCUGAGCGGUGGAUUCCCUGUUUACUCAGUCAGAGAAGACUCAACUUCUGUAAACAUCAUUUCCCAGCCAGCACACCCUGAGCCAAAUCUGUCUGCUCACAGCAUACCACGGUGGGAAAUGUCCAAAGAUGGAAAUGAGCAGGACAGAAAUGAGCAGGAUAAACCAGCUUCACAAUGUAUACAAGAUGCACCAGAAUAUACAAUAAUUCCCCCAGGACUUUCCUCCGAUAAAGAUGUGUUGACCAAAGAUGUACAGAGUGUUCACGCAGAGCCUGAAUACUCGGUUUGCACAGGACCCAUGGAUGGAGAGCUGGUCCUGAUGGUAGCGUCUACACAGAGUCGGGCUCCAACAGAGUCCAACAGAUCCACGAUGCCUCACCCAGGACUGGCCGGAGAGCAGUCCCACAGGGAAACGCUUUACCUGGCGGAGGGAGGCGACGCCGCCACCGCCACCCCGGGCGUCUCUGGAGGGUCAAAGAAAGACGACUCUUCAUCACAAACCAGGAUGAUUGUACAAGGCUCAGCGGUGGUCUUUACAGAAGAGACACCUUAUUACAGAUCCUCAGGAGAACGUGGUGUUCCACUGCACAUGACCUUUAGUCAUACAGUCACAGAAACCCCAGAGGAUCAGAAAACAAGAGCAUCAAGUCCAUGGUCGUCGGUUCAAAACUCAGAAUCACAUCCUACCCGACCGCGGCCUCCAUCGGCGCAGUCUAUAGACUGUCUACCAACAUUCACCAGCCAGAGGCCUCAGGACCUGCCCACUACUACGGGUAAACGGGCUCUGUCUAACACCAGGGAACCAGGCCAGCAUGACUCACGAUCCCCCACCAUCCUGCCAUUUUACAGCCUCCCUUCAGGCAGCCGACCGUCCUUGGAGACACCCCACCUGGUGGAGAGACCUUACCCAUCCAUUGCCACCCCUGGCCAGGACUCAGACCUCACCAUGGCGCCCUCGGCCUUCAGACCCAGCUCCAGGCACCGCUCCCCCUCCCCUGUUAGAGCUCCUGUCCGAGCGCCUCCCUGCUCCUCACCGUUCCGGGUUGUUCCAACAUCUCCUCCCACCCCUGAAGAUACCUCCCUGGACACUGUCUCCAGGGCUCUUCCCUGUUUCUCUCCUACUCCCUCUUCUGGGAGGAGUCCCUCGAUGCGAGCUCCCCCUGCCUCCUCUCCUACACCCUUCUCUGCUUUCACUCCCUCGUCCUCUUCCUCUUCUUCAUCCAUACGAGCCGGUGCUCCUUCCUCCCCUCCGCUGUCGUCUUCUCUCCGCUCUCCCCCGUGCUCCUCCCCCAUCGCUUCUUCCUCAACAUUCACCAGAUCCUUGGCCGCCUCUUGCAUUAGCCAGUCCAUCAGUCAGAGUAUGGCGAAAAAGAACAACGCCCCGCCCGUAAACACAGUAAACCAAAGCCCCUCCUCCACGCCUUCCAAUCUACGACGGCGCUCCCCUUCACCUAAACUCCCUCCCGGUCAGCAGGGCUCCAGCACGCCUGCGUACACCCAGCUAGGGUGCGCUAAAGACCAACAACCAAGGGGUCCGCUGUCCUCUCUCUGGUCCUCUUGCCCUUCUUCGUCUCUCAUGCAGUCACCUCCUCCCUCUCUUUCCCAACGCCCCCCUUCCCCGUCUAUGACUCCGGCCCAUCAUCAACCUUCCUCUCCUUCCCCUCGCCCCUCAUUCCUUCAUUCCAAAACUGACUCAUCACAGAACGCAAACAACAACAACAACAAUAAUAGCUUAGCUGGUAUAAACGCAGUAAAUAAUACAAACAGCAUGAACCGUGCCGUCAGUAACGGGGGUUGGUCAGUAAGUCCCCAGAAGGCGCCACUAGCUAAUGGUAACACCACAGUAAUGCAACAACCUCCUGAUCCUCUCUGGUCAGGGUCGCACAACCGUGUAGCUCGGCCUUUUUCGGCAUCCGAACCCAGCUCACGAGUUCCCUCUCCAACCCCUGCCUCAUUUACUCGCCUCUGCUCCCCACCUCCUCAACAUAAUUACUCCUCCCCCAUGGCGAACAAACCUCCCAACCCCAGGAGCACACGGGUAGCAGGUGCAAGCUCCCAUAACCCGCUAGGCCUCACUUUGGAGCUGCCCAGGACCUCCUCAGCAAGUUCAGCAUUUGGGCAGUCUCUAAGCCCUCGGAUCCUCUCACCGCCUCCUAUUGGCGUGUCGGUGAAUGUUUGGGCAAAUAAUGUUGCAGCACCUCAACCUAGAAACCCUAGAUAUGCCAACUCCUCUCCCUCUCCUUCCUUUUGCUCGCCAACACCGGAGAAUGCCUCUUUCCCCACUUCCUCUUCUUUGCGUAGUCCCAGAGCCUCCUCCCCUUCUGCACCCUGUCCUCCUGCAACCUCCCAAACCCUCCGUAGGUCUUUCUCCUCCAACCUGGCAGACAGACCCCCGAGCCCGGCCCGGAGUAACCCUAGCGGGCAGCGCCGCUCUUGGACAGACGGCAGCCGGAGGUCCCUUGGUUUUAGCGGUAGUGUCCGAGGGUCCUUUGACCAGCAGGAGUCUUGUCCGACCAGUCCACGGAGUGGGUGGUCCUCGUACGGCAGCUCGCCGUCCUGCCUCAGCCCUCGAGCUGAGCUUCAAUCCCCACUCUCACCUGGCAGGCUUACCCCAGGGAAGGGCACCCAUGGUGGGCAGCAUUUCACCAGCGUGCCCUGGCCAGACGUACGGGAGCUUUCAAGCAAGUAUAAUGGAACCGAUAGCCUCGAUGUAACUUCCACCAUCAUCGCCUCCUCUCCUCCUCCUCUCUCCUCGCUCUCCCACACCAUCCUCCCCUCAGACAGCCAGACAGAGUGGGGUGACCCAGAGGUAGAAGAGGGUAGCUGUCGUAGCCAGCUGAUCUGCGCCUACGUUGCCCGGCCCUCCUCCGCUUGCAUGGUUCUCUCCUCCUCGGGCAUGACCUCCCCUCCACCGGCCCCCUACCAGCACCACAACUACCAAUCCACAACACCUCCUGUACCCUCAAUCCCUUCCCCCUUUCCCUCCAGCUCAUCACCGCUACCCUUUGCUCGUUCAUCUCCUACCAAACAGGGGAACCAGAAGACCAGCUAUGCCACCACGGUCAACCUCCAGAUCGCUGGAAGUGGCCGAAUAACCUCCUUCAGCACCGCCCAAGUUAGCCUGACCCAGACCCUGCAGGGUGGAGCCGGAGCUGGAGGACCAGGACAGGGGCAGAUGGCGAGGAGAGUAAGCAUCAAUGGACUUUCACACCUUCCUUCCCCUCUUCCUCAGAACUGUAACAGGCUAUGAAGGAACGAGUCUUUCUUUCAUGACCUUACAAGACAAGAAGGGCCAAAAGAAAAGGAAAUGGAAAGAAAAAAGGCAUUAGAGAAGAGACGAAGUUGUUGUGUAACUGCUGGUUUCAGUGGCCCAGACCUCCAGAGCUAUUCCCUGGCUUGUCGUGAACCAUGAACCCCGGUAACUCCACGAGUCCACCAUGUUGAAAAUGGUCUUUCUCAAAUGGUGGGGUACUUCAACUUGGGGAUAAGCUCACAUGUGAGGGACAUAAUGAAUGUUGUCAAGCCUGAUUCCCCUCAGCGCGAUGGGAUACGUUUGGGGGUAAAAUAGACUUCCCGUUGCAUCUCGGUGGCUUCUGGGAAAGCUUUAUACCCGAGCAUUGAACAGAUGACCCU